Suncus etruscus (white-toothed pygmy shrew) is the source of this 995-nucleotide messenger RNA. RefSeq names its product arginine vasopressin induced 1 (gene AVPI1). The record is from RefSeq and is a predicted model, not a curated record. The transcript has 3 exons. The coding region runs from base 137 to 583 and encodes 148 amino acids. Lineage: Eukaryota; Metazoa; Chordata; Mammalia; Eulipotyphla; Soricidae.
GUUCGUAUCGAAGCUCACUCCCGACGUCGGGGCAAGGAUUGGCCGUUCCGGGGCAGCUGAGCAGCUUUCUCCGGGGGAGCCGCGGCUGUGACCCACCAAGUGGCCCGCGCGGCGGGCAGCUAGCUAGGGCACCAGGAUGGGCACCCCAGCCUCAGUGGUGAGCGAGCCACCCCCUUGGCAGGCUCCGGCUGAGGCCCGUGGUCGCAAGCAGGCCUCAGCCAACAUAUUCCAGGAUGCUGACCUGCUGCAGAUCCAGGGGCUGUUUCAGCGCAGCGGGGACCAGCUGGCCGAGGAACGGGCCCAGAUUAUCUGGGAGUGCGCAGGGGACCACCGGGUAGCAGAGGCCUUGAGGAGGCUGCGCAGGAAGAGACCCCCCAAGCAGAAGCCUGUGGGCCAUUCACUCCACCACUGCAGUCGGCUCAAGACUCCAGAGCCCUCCAUGUCACUGGAUGACCCACAGAACAGGGCCACAGAGGUAGCAUCCAAUGAGCAGCACCUGAACUCCAGGAGGUCGAGUGCCAGGAUCCGCCAGAACUGGAGGAAGCCAAGCCCCACCAGCUACCUUCAUCAGAUCAGACACUGACCUCGAAGGAAUGGGGAUGAGGGGGCAGCAGCUCCCUCAAGUACUGCAAGGACUUUGGCCAUCGGGCUUAGGGAGAAGUUGGAAGACUGAAGAGGCAGAAGGCAGAUGUGGGUCAAGCAAAGCCCACUGCCAGGGGCUGUUCCAAACAGGAAGGGAAGUUCUCAGAGCUCUCUCCACGAGGAGAUACUGCUCCUGUCCCUGCCUCAGCCCUUCUCCUGUGUAACACUCUGGCUGGGUAUAUGGCAUCCCUAUGAGAGGCUGGGGCUAGGCAUGAUGCUGGAGACUCUUGCCCCCUGCCUCAGGGCACCCCAUGUUCCAGCAGCCACUCCACAUGCAGAAUGCAAACACACAUUUCCCAAACUGCAUGAUUGUGCAAGUGGUUUGAAUGGUAAAAUAAAUAUGCAAUGUAGAA